Molecule: messenger RNA, 3046 nt
Organism: Neoarius graeffei (lesser salmon catfish)
Lineage: Eukaryota; Metazoa; Chordata; Actinopteri; Siluriformes; Ariidae
Gene: suv39h1b
Product: SUV39H1 histone lysine methyltransferase b
Exons: 7
Coding region: 51-1343 (430 amino acids)
Cellular component (GO): nucleus
Molecular function (GO): zinc ion binding; protein binding; histone H3K9 methyltransferase activity
Source: RefSeq, a predicted model, not a curated record
GCCAAUGGCCGCGUGAAUUUUAACUUUACAAUUUUGGCGGUAGUACGAAGAUGGCGGAAAAUUUGAAAGAAUGCAAAGCAGCAUGUCUUGCUACUUUGGACCAACUGGAAGUGGUUUGUCGAGAGGAAGGGGUCAAAUGCGAAGACCUGGGGGUCAACAAGAACAACCUGUGUGAAUAUGAAGUGGAAUACCUGUGUAACUACCAAAGAAAAGUGAUCACUGAUGGGAAAACACCGGAAACACGGGAGCUGUACUUGGUAAAAUGGAAAGGCUAUCCGGAGUCAAUGAACUCGUGGGAGCCACGGAAGAACCUAAAGUGCACUGAUCUGCUUAAACAGUUCUGGGAGGAUUUGACAUGUGAGAUGGUGCGGUUAAAGAAACGCAGCGUCCCAAAGAAACUAGACGCUUCCAUUGUUUCCCAUCUUGUCCAGCGAGCAAAGCUUAGACAAACCCUCAAACUCUGGGAGAAUCACCUGAACAGCCUGGGCUCAGACAAAGGUCGCAUCUACGUGGAAAACCUGGUAGACAUGGAGGGUCCUCCUAAGAACUUCACCUACAUUAACGAUUACAAGGUGGGUGACGGUAUCUCUCUUAACGAGGUGGCUGUUGGCUGUGAAUGUACAGACUGUCUGAACAGUCCUCUGGAGGGCUGCUGUGCUGGAGCUUCACAGCACAAAUUUGCCUAUAACGACUCAGGACAAGUGCGCAUUCGACCUGGACUACCCAUCUACGAAUGCAACAAGCGAUGUCGCUGUGGGCCCGACUGUCCCAACAGGGUAGUGCAGAGGGGCAUUCAGUAUUCACUGUGCAUCUUUAGGACAGACAACGGCAGGGGCUGGGGGGUACGGACCAUGGAGCGCAUUCGCAAGAACACCUUCGUCAUGGAGUAUGUAGGAGAGAUCAUCACUACAGAAGAAGCAGAAAGGCGAGGUCAUGUCUAUGAUAAAGAAGGAGCCACCUACCUGUUUGACCUGGAUUAUGUGGAUGAUGAAUAUACAGUAGAUGCUGCUCACUAUGGCAACAUUUCUCACUUCGUCAAUCACAGUUGUGAUCCGAAUCUUCAGGUGUAUAAUGUCUUUAUAGAAAACUUGGAUGAGAGACUGCCACGGAUAGCUUUCUUUGCCACUCGUGCCAUUAAACCAGGGGAGGAGCUCACCUUUGACUACAAAAUGCAGAUGUGCCAGUGUUCCAGAACCAAAGAUGUGACAGUUGAUCCAGUAGAUGCAGAAAGCACAAAGAUGGACUCGAAUUUCAGUUUGACGGGACUCCCAGGUUCUCCUAAGAAACGCAUGCGUAUAGAGUGUAAAUGUGGUGUGCCAACAUGUCGAAAGUAUCUAUUUUAGCUGACCCAGAGACUGGAAGAGCACGUCAUGUCACAUUGUUCCAAAAAUAAUAGUGGCUGUAAAGGAUAAUAGCAAAAUCUCAUAACAUUUUAACAAACUUGUACAAAUCAUUAUCCAUGAUUACUCUCAAAGUGUGUCCUGCUAUAUUGUAGCACUAUUUUAAUUUAAUGAAUUUCAUAUUGUAAAAGGUCUGGUGAGAUCAGGGAUUUCUGUCCUCUGUUCACACCUCUGAUUCUAAUCUCUAACUCAUUCCCAACACUUUCAUGGGCUGAAGAGGAUGAACACAUCUGUAGGACUGGAAUGUGAAACUCCUGGUUUAUACUUUAAUGGUCUUCCAAAAUUCAUUGAUUUUAGCAGUUUUCUUCCUUGACAUUUGGCAUGUUGCCAUCAGGUCACAUUUCACUACAUUGCAUAAUAUACAGGUCUUUGUAAAUGCAUUUUUUUUCCCAUUAAGUCAAAGAUAUCGAUCAUUGUCAGUUUGGCAGGGGAUUGUGUUUAUCCUUUUCUUUUUUUAAAUUGAAAUUUAAUAGUUUAGUUAUUUUUAUGAGAAGGCUUCUUUUUUAUGAAACGGUGAUGUUGCAGGUAAGUACAUUAGUAAUAAAAUAUAAAGGAUGGUUUUAUAUGAAUGUUGGUUAAACCCAUUGAGGUUUAUGUUGAGUCUUAAUUUGGUGUCAUCUGUGUCAUCUGUGUCUGGAAAACUACUUGUGUGCAGCUUUGAUUUCAUUAACCUGCCAGCAGGGGGCAAAACUGUAUUGAUAAUGCCAGAGAUGGGGGGGGGAGGGCAGAUGUGCUUUUUUUUUAUGAAUUUUGUAUUGGAAAUUUUUCCCCCCCACACUCAUGAGUUCUACAUUUAUUUAAUCUUCAUUUGAAUUUUAUAGCAGAGUGCAGAUGACUGCUUUAGUGAUAUUCUGACUGUACUGUUUAUAUGAGCCUUUGGUAUUUUCUAAAUAUCUCUGUGUUUAUUAUUUUCUAUGUUGUUGCAAUAACCUGUGAUGUACAGAGGGGUGGCGUAUUAAAGGAAAACCCUUUAAAAGAAAGAACAAUUUGUUAGGCUAUCAGGAACUUCUUACUAAAAAAUACUCCUUCAGGUGGUGUUUUGACAUUGAUGCUGUUUAACAAGAUCUGGUGAAUGUAAAGGCCAAGGUGUAUGUUUUCACAUAAUUUUUGAUACUUAUCAAACUCCAAACUCAAACUGUUAUUACAAUGCCCUUUAUAGCAUAAAGGCUACUGGGUUUUUUGUUUUUUUUCUGGUCACCUGUCUGUAUCUGGCAGACUUUUAUCUCCACAUACUGUUAAUAUAAAUGUACUGUUGUGAUAAAACUAAUUAUUGCCGUUGACAUUGGGGGGGGAGCUACCAACUGACAUUAGCUGGUGCACAUAUUGUAUUUGUAUGAGAAAUAUUAAAUUAGUAAUUUUAUAAACGUAUGAAAACUAUACAAAUUUAAGAUUGUGCAUUUUCUUUGUUUUGGCCUUUUAUUUCACCCAUGUAUGCUCUGACAGCCUGUUUCAACAAGAAAUGAUUUUCCACAGCUCAAAAAAUGUAAUCUUGAAAUGAUACCUGCCCUGUUAUUGUGAUUUCUGAUCAGGCCUUUAACCAUACAUUUGUUUUCGCUGUUAAGUAUUAUCAGAAUGAAAUGUCUUUUGCUCUUUGGAAGGUUGUACAACAGAAAAAAUGUGAAAUAAAAAAAACCCCCAACUUAAAA